AUGGCCAGUCAGCUUCUCCCUCUCGAACUCAUCGAUAAAUGUGUCGGUUCCAAAAUCUGGGUUGUAAUGAAAGGCGACAAAGAAUUCACUGGCACCCUUACCGGUUUCGAUGACUAUGUCAAUAUGGUUUUAGAAGAUGUUAUUGAAUUUGAUCACCAAUCUGGAAAUCAAACAAAGCUUCCCAAAAUUUUACUGAAUGGUAACGGUAUUGCUAUGUUGGUACCAGGUGGAGAAGGACCAAUUGGGGGAUCAUGA
Molecule: messenger RNA, 255 nt
Organism: Sclerotinia sclerotiorum 1980 UF-70
Lineage: Eukaryota; Fungi; Ascomycota; Leotiomycetes; Helotiales; Sclerotiniaceae
Product: U6 snRNA-associated Sm-like protein LSm5
Exons: 5
Coding region: 1-255 (84 amino acids)
Biological process (GO): mRNA splicing, via spliceosome
Cellular component (GO): U4/U6 x U5 tri-snRNP complex; Lsm1-7-Pat1 complex; U6 snRNP
Molecular function (GO): RNA binding
Source: RefSeq, a predicted model, not a curated record